This is a messenger RNA of Caenorhabditis briggsae, 1509 nucleotides long. It is a transcript of the gene Cbr-nas-14, whose product is annotated as Protein CBR-NAS-14. Lineage: Eukaryota; Metazoa; Nematoda; Chromadorea; Rhabditida; Rhabditidae. Gene Ontology annotation, molecular function: metalloendopeptidase activity; zinc ion binding. Gene Ontology annotation, biological process: proteolysis. The record is from RefSeq and is a predicted model, not a curated record. The coding region runs from base 1 to 1509 and encodes 502 amino acids. The transcript is spliced from 6 exons.
AUGAGAUUAAUUCAUUCUUCCCUUUUGUUCUUUGCUUGUUUUGGUAGUGCACUUUCAGUCGGUGUACUUCCAAUUCCUAAUGAACAUGCAUCUAAUAUUAAAGCAAAAUUUGAUGAUUAUGCGGAGCAUUACCUGCUACCAGAAGACUUUCACAAUGCAGAAACUGCUCCUGUUAAAAAACCAACUGAUGCAGAAAUUGAAUCAAUGCAAAACUCUCUUCUUUUCGAAGGAGAUAUUAUGGGAGUUCCAGAAAUUGAAAAGACUGACAUUUUGAAGAGACUCAGAGAUGAUCCACUCAUUGAUGACGAUGAAAUUUUCACAAAACCAUUUCACAGUGCUUUGAACUUGGUAACCUAUCCAGAUAAGCUGUGGCCAGAAGGACAAGUUCCGUACAUGUUGGAAGAAGGAAUGACUAAUGACCAAAGAACAGCAAUUGCUCAGGCUUUUGAUGAGUACAAAACCAAGACAUGCGUCAGAUUCGUUCCAAAAACUGACGAUGACUUUGAUUAUAUCUAUGUGAAGAGAAAUGUCGCAUUCGGAUGUUCUUCGUAUGUUGGCAGAGCUGGUGGAAAUCAAACAGUGUCGUUGGAAGUUGAUAAAUGCUUUUCUAAGGGAAUUAUUGCUCAUGAACUGAUGCAUGCCCUUGGAUUCUUCCACGAGCACUCACGAACCGAUCGAGACGAUUUCGUAGAUAUAAACGAGGAUAAUAUCCGCCCGGGAAUGAUGCGCAAUUUCGAAAAGUAUCCACGAAAAAUCAUCGACUCGCUUGGAAUGCCAUACGACUAUGAAUCAGUAAUGCACUACCAUAAAUUGGCAUUCUCUCGAAACGGAAAACCAACAAUUGUUCCAAAAGAUAAUGAAGCAGAUGUUGGACAAAGAUACAAACUUUCUGAGAUGGAUUCGAAGAAAGUCAAUAAACUUUAUCAGUGUGGAGAGUAUUCGAAAACUUCCUAUACAACAACAACAACCACGACUACAACUACAACUACAACUACAACUACUGAAGAGCCGACCACAACUACUGUUGAAGAGGUAGAGGAGAAGUCGAAGGAAAAGGAGACGUCAAGUACUACAACGACUACUAAAAAACCAACGACAACUGUAGCCACAACAACUUCUACAACACCAAAACCAGUAGAGAGAUCCAGAAAUAAAAAAUGCGAGGAUUUGAACGCUCAUUGUGGAAUGUGGGAACAGUUAGGUCAUUGUCAACACUCUGUCAAAUAUAUGGCUCACUACUGUAGAAAAGCUUGUGGUCUAUGCGAAAUUGAGGUUACGACUACAACAGCCAAACCACUUCCACGUAACAAAGAGAAAGAAAACAAGUCAUCUACGUCUUCUUCUAUCUUUUCAUCAACUCCACGUACCACUAUCACCACAACAACACAACCAAAAGAAAAGUGUGAGGAUAAGAAUCUGUUCUGCAGUUACUGGGCCAAAAUUGGAGAAUGUAACAGUGAGAGCAAAUUCAUGAAGAUUUUCUGUAAGGCAUCGUGUGGUAAAUGCUGA